Molecule: messenger RNA, 6322 nt
Organism: Gasterosteus aculeatus aculeatus (three-spined stickleback)
Lineage: Eukaryota; Metazoa; Chordata; Actinopteri; Perciformes; Gasterosteidae
Gene: fbxl16
Product: F-box and leucine-rich repeat protein 16
Biological process (GO): SCF-dependent proteasomal ubiquitin-dependent protein catabolic process
Cellular component (GO): SCF ubiquitin ligase complex
Molecular function (GO): protein binding
Source: RefSeq, a predicted model, not a curated record
CGUGUGUGUGUGCGUGUGUGUGUGUGUGCGCGUGUGUGGGAAGGAGACGUUACGGGGAAAGAGAGCGACACUCUGCUGUGGAGGACGACUAGGCGAUCAGAAAACACCGCGCGCAGGACACUCGGCUCCUCCCGGGGAACGCGUUCUGGUUCUGGACCUGGAUGCUCUGCGUGUCUCGGAUCUACCGUCUGUUCAUUGUUUGUUGGUGACGUCGGGGGAGAAGCGACCGAGAAGCAGCAAUAACAUGGUGCUCGUUAUGGAUUAACGCCCGAGUGCAUCUCCAUCCGAGAGGUUCCCAAUGUUGAACAUGACAACUCCCAGCGAGCUGAAGUCUCCCUGCGUGACUCGCAACGGUAUGGUGAAGUUGCCCCCCAGCCAGCCUAACGGUCUAGGCAGCGCAAGUAUCACAAAGGGGACACCUGCUGCCAAGAACCGUCUGUGCCAGUCCUCCUCGGUACCCUCCAUCCUGCCUCCUCCACCGACCACCCUUCCCUAUCACCACCACCAUCACCUGGAAGGCCCUGGCAUGCCCAACUCCGCAGCCUCUCUCUUGGCCUCUGACAUGGAGCCUGGAAAUCCUCUUGUGGGCUUGAAAGCGUCCCUUCGUCAGCUUCCCCCUCUCUGUCUCCCCAAGCCCAUCCUGCUGGAACGUCAGCUUGUCCUAGAUGAGAAGCUGCUCAACCGGUUGCUAUGGUACUUCACUACAGCUGAAAAAUGUGUGCUGGCGCAGGUAUGCAAGACAUGGCGCAAAGUGCUGUACCAGCCCAAGUUCUGGGAGGGCGUGACACCUAUCUUGCACGCCAAGGAGCUAUAUACCCUUCUGCCCAAUGGGGAGAAGGAGUUUGUCAGUCUGCAGGCCUUUGCUUUGCGUGGAUUCCAGUCCUUCUGCCUAGUGGGUGUGUCGGACCUGGACAUUUGUGAGUUCAUUGACAACUACCCGCUGUCCAAGAAAGGUGUUCGUUCAGUCAGUCUCAAGAGGUCUACCAUCACAGAUGCCGGUUUGGAGGUCAUGUUGGAGCAAAUGCAGGGCCUGAUGCACCUUGAGCUGUCAGGCUGCAACGACUUCACCGAGGCGGGCCUGUGGUCCAGUCUGAAUGCCCGGCUAACUUCCCUCAGUGUCAGUGACUGCAUCAAUGUCGCGGAUGAUGCCAUUGCUGCUAUCUCCCAACUCUUGCCUAACCUGUCAGAGUUGAGUCUGCAGGCCUACCACGUCACUGAUACGGCCAUGGCCUACUUCACAGCCAAACAGGGCUACACUACCCACACUCUGCGGCUCCACUCCUGCUGGGAAAUCACCAAUCACGGCGUGGUCAACAUGGUGCACAGCCUACCUAACCUAACUUCCCUCAGCCUCUCUGGCUGCUCCAAGAUCACGGACGACGGUGUGGAGCUGGUUGCUGAGAAUCUGCGUAAGCUCCGCAGUCUGGACUUGUCCUGGUGCCCUCGGAUCACAGACAUGGCCCUGGAGUACAUUGCCUGUGACCUUCAUAAACUGGAAGAACUGGUGUUGGACAGGUGUGUGCGGAUCACGGAUACCGGGUUGGGCUACUUGUCCACCAUGUCAUCCUUAAGGAGCCUGUAUCUGCGCUGGUGCUGUCAGGUGCAGGACUUUGGUCUCCAGCACUUGUUUGGAAUGAGGAGUCUUCGUCUACUGUCUCUUGCAGGUUGCCCCCUGCUGACCACCACCAGUCUGUCAGGCCUCAUCCAGCUGCAGGAGCUGGAGGAACUGGAGCUCACCAAUUGCCCCGGAGCCACCGCCGAGCUCUUCAAAUAUUACACCCAGCACUUGCCCCACUGCAUGGUCAUCGAGUAAGACGACUGACCCACCAACCACCAUACUUUUACCUUCCUCUUCUUUCCUCUUCCUCACUCCUUUCUCUAACGAGUGACCAACCUCAUUACCGGCCCCCGUCCUCGCCCGUCUUCCUCCACACCCCCUUGAGCAGACUGACCCGUAGGCGGACAGAGAGGCAGGAAGGGCAGAUGAUGGUACAGACCCCGAGGAUGAUGGCAUUGCAUCUGAGCUUCACUCAAGAAGAUGCUGGUGUGAGGAGCUUGGUGUGACGUCUUGUCUGACAGCAAGUCUCUUUCAGAACCAACUAAGGAGUUUUUGUUUACAGAGGAGGGCUUCUCAAAAGACUUUUGCUGAAUGGACACUAAAGGGAGCGACACAUCCAGCACGGAGGAAUCUGUGAAAGGGAAAUAAAGACUUGGGUUGGAGCUGAUACGGUGGAACACAUGAGCUCAUACACCGCAAACACACACACAUACUGUAAAUGGUCCUCACAACCUUGAGGACUUACAUUUACUAUUAACAUCCCGGUGUAAUAUAACUGCUGACAUUUCUUUCUUAGAAGGUGUUAAACGUUUAGUUUUCUCUUGUUUAGAGAGGUACCAUAAUGCCAGCCGGAGAAACUGGACUCAGGGAGGAAGAGGAUGACAGGGAUCUCUCUUCCUUUCUUCUCCCUUUCUCCAUGUGUAAAGUGUGCGCCGUGGACUCGCAGCUUACCGCCUUUGGGUUCCACCACCCUUUUCCAUUUCCGUGUCAAUACAACAAAGGAGAAGAUCUCAGAUUAUCAGUUUACAGUUUUGUUGUGUGUAAAAGUCAGUUGGCUCAUUACUUUCCUCCCUCUCCUCUUUGGAUUUCUGCAUACGUACUACUUCAUUUACACAUCUGGAAGACGAGCUGUGGUAAACUGUGAAUGUUGUGUUUUCAAAGGGGAAAUGUGUGGCAAAGGCUGUGGAAUGUGGAAAAAGAAGCAUCUAACUUUUUACACAAAUGGGUAAAAAAAGGGACAGCGAUGCUAUUUCUAACUUCAGUUAGCAUGUUGGUCCAAAGUACAAUAACCCUCUUUAUUCCUCUUCUCUUCUAAAUACGAUAGAGAGACACAAUGUCUAGUCGUGGUCCUGAGGCUGCCGAUGCGUUGUGUGACCCGUUGGCUAACAUCACAUUCCUUCUCCCAUAAAAGGGGAUUUCAGUAUUUCAGAGUCCACUUCAGGCCGGAGACAGCAGCAACUUCAUGGUUAUAUUGCUGCCGUUUUUCACAAAGUUUUCAGGAAUUUCAGAAAUGUUCCUCCAAACCCAGAGUCACAGACAUUUAUGAAUGACCUUUUCUACCGUUUGUCAAUCACGUUCGGCCCAGCUUGAGUGAAUCUUGUUGCAGCUCAGCUUGUCCCCCUGCACAAUAUCACCCACUAACAGAAUGAAACUGAUGAGCAGAGAUCCAACGAUACAACUGUGGUUUGUUGGAGGUAAACCUGUUGGAGGUCCUGCAGGUUGGAGAAGCACGGCGUGCUGCACAAAGGCUUCUUAGCACAGACCAUGAAACAUUAGGCGGGACAUUUUUAGCUUUGAGCUUAAUUCUUUUGAGGUGAGACGUUCAAGAAGCUCUCAGAAACGACAGCAGCAGCUGCUUAAACUUUUAGCCUGCUCACAAAACUCGCUUCAUUCAAACCCUACGGGAAGUACAUCAUAACCGCCUUUGUUCGGCCAAAAAUCACACACUUUUUUGUAUAUUUGGCCUAUAAUUGACAUUUUACAAUCAUCAUUUACAUCCUAUAUUUCUAAAAUCACUGCAAACUGGGAGAGUUUAUAGAAGCUGAAAACUGCAAAUUGCCACUCUUUGGCAGUUUAAAAGUGUUGAACGUUAUUUAAAACACUAAGCGUGAUAUUUUUACUUCUUAACCAGCCGUGUGUGGAGGAGCGGAACAGACAGGCGACACAAACACCGGGUCGCCUGUUGUGCUGUUGUUUUUAGGGUUUUCACUGUGGAAUCCCCUCAUGUGGUGAUGAUGGUGAUCUGAAUGUAAACGGAGAGGACCACACAGACCAGCAGGUCAGUCCUCUCUGCCUGCGUGCUUCAUCCAGAGCCACGGCAACGAGGAUAUCUAUAUCUAUAGAUAUAGAUAUAUGUAUGUCCGUAGCAUGCAGACAUGUUUUGAGUUGGUAGAGAAAUGCUGGAGACAAGUACACGAUUAAAAACAACCAAAGAGCUAAUGGAACAACGACCAGACGUCGGAGAGAGAACCUACUAAGUUGCAUUGUUGUUGAACUAAGUAAUACGGACUGUAUCAAAAGGAAAACUCUGAUAUGACAUUUUAAAGAACUUGCUCAAAAUUCCUCAAAAAAAAGUUUAACCCAUCCUCGUGCAAUUAUUGUGCUUAGCAUUUGGGCUUAUUGUAGUAGUUAAUCAGUCCAAUAAUCGAAUAUGAAACGUGUAUAUCAGGGGUCUUUAGUUUAGUCAAUGACACAAAAUGAGUCCCUUGGGAGAAGACGUUGGGCGGAUGUUAUCCUGUUGUAAUGCAGCAUAGACGUACACCUCAAACCUACAUCUCAAUGAGCAUUUGACCAAUCAGCUUUAUCGCUGCAGCGCAAGUCUUUGGUUUUAUUAGCAAUGAUGGCACUGGAGCCAUAAAACAAAGUGCAAUCAGAUGAUCAGCUGUUUCCAUUCACAUAUUGUACAGACUGUAGACGGCCAAGCCAACUUUGGUUUGGCUUCUGGUUCACAAGCAAAUUUGUUUGCAACAUUUGAAAAAUGUGCUUAAAACUGGGACACUCGGAUGAAACCAACCAGGUUGAAACAGGUUUGUCAAACUCAUUUAGAACAUAAGGUGAAGGUGAAAGCUACAACUCAAGUUGUGAUGAAUCCUAUUUUCUUUGAGACCUUUGAUCCAUAGACUGACCUAAGCUCCAGUAAGUUUAGGAUUCAACAUGCCGUUAUUUUGCUGAAAUGAUAGAAAAAGGCAUCAUGAAGGUGUAUGACUCUGGGUACGAAGGAGAAAUAGUCAAGCUUCCCAAAAACCAAAGUAUUUAUAUGAUAUGAAAAUGGGUUUCUGGUGUUGGAAAGGAGACACAAUAACCAUAAAGCCAGUACUCGUGUCUUUCCAGCCAUCACCUUAUAUUGAAAUAAUGUUGUCCCAACAGUGAGCCAGCGUGCUGCUCGACCUGCUGACUGCCAACUGAAGGAAUGGGACCAGUGCAGCCAGUAUUAUGUCGGCCAAUAGCAUCUGCAGCAGCGCGUCACAUGGCCGAUCGGCGAGGCAGACCGCGCAUGUUUUAACUGGUCUGUGUUUCCUUAGGGCUCAUUGUAGAGGUCGCUCAGAGUCUCUCCAUUGUACAUAAGUAUAUUUAUUUAUUUAUUUAAAUUAAUUUGUGUCUUCUUCACGUGGUUUAUUUAUUUAAGAGACAUUCUUCAAAGCCUUUUCUUUUAUGGAACUUGCUUCAAAUAUGGGCCUGAAUUAGAGUACGCAUUGAUUGCUGGUUUAGUUUUUUUCAUUAUUAUUUACUGACAUUUCAGACGCCAAAAUGAAAUGAUGUACUGAUUUCACAUAUAACAUAUGUCAUCGUCUAACUCAUUAGAUACCAGUGAGAAGGAACAUAAUGCACAAAACUGUAUUUUCUUCUGUGCUUGUGAGUAUCCGUCAUAAAGAAUAAGAGGGCAAACAAACAGGUUCUGGUUACUGUCAUUGUGCUGACUGGGCAAAUACACAUUAUAAUACACAUUAAAGCAUUCGAAGUGUGACAUUGGCCUCUGGUAUUGCUAAGCAAUGUCUACUAACAAGACAAUGGGAAAUAUCUCAGAGGAUGAGGGACUAUGGAAGCUCCUUUCUGACAAAAUGACUGAACAGAAAAUCUAAUAAGCAUCCAAUUUGAAACAGUUGUGAGCAUUUAGCAUUUAGCUAUGUGUGUGGGUGUGGGAGACCUUUUUACAACUUCACACUAUGACGCUCCAGCCAACCCUCCACGUUAGCUUUGGACCUACAUGCAUAGUGUGUUACGUAACUGCCAUUAGCCAAGUCGUACAAGUUGACCUGGUUCCAUUGCGUUUAGUUUGGCCAACUUCUCAUUAUCAUUGAUAUGUUGCUUUGGGUGCAAUUGCACUAAGUUCAUCAACAAAUUGAGUUAAAUCAACAACUGUUUACCUAAUCACAAUUUGAGUUACAGUGCCAGAUCAACAAACAACAUUUUUGCAAUUCUAAAUAUGACUAGUAUGGCUAAUUGGUCCGAGGCAGCCAAAGAGGAUGAUUAUGAGCUGUCACUCUCAAACCACGACUCACAAUUUGAUCACUGAUGCUGUUCAGGAUUUUUAUUUUUAAUGAGCUUCCAAGAAAUUCAAAAGAUAUAAUAUGAUGAAGUCUGACAUUGGUUUUCAGCUACUAAUGACUAACAGCAAACCCUCUCUAAAUGGUCGAAGGUCAGUCCUUCCCUUCUACUACUGUCUACAGCCUUUGGUCAACAUCUGUCACCAUUUUGUUACAACCCUUGUACAGCACAACUUCAAGCAGGAAAAUAAAUACUGACAGUUUACUGAUAAUGUUGAAA